AUGAGGGCAGCGCCAGUCGCCGCAGCCGUCGCCGCCGCAUCAACCAGAGCCGCCGCAAGCGCCUCAUCCCUGCGCCUCGCCAAGCUGCAAGUCGCAGACUCCCGCGCCUCCCCGGAAGUUCUCUCCUUCGGCCUCCUCAUCCAACACUUCUCCGACUGCGGCCUCUUCCUUCAUGGGCGGCAGCUCCACGCCCGCCUCGUCCUCCUCUCCGUCAUCCCCGACAACUUUCUCGGCUCCAAACUCAUCUCCCUCUACUCCCGCUCUGGCAACCUUUACGACGCUCGCCUCAUCUUCGAUGCCAUCCCCAUCAAGAACCUCUUCUCCUGGAACGCCAUGCUCCUUGCCUACUCUUUCCAUGGACAAACAGCCUCCUUUUUCCGCCUUUUCUGCUCCAUUCCCACCUCUCUCCGUCCCGAUGCCUUCACCCUCUCCUCCCUCCUCAAAUCAAUCUCCUCCCAAACCAGCGUUACCGCGACAAAAGAAGUCCACUCCUUCUCCCUACGCCUCGGCUACGACUCCGACUUGUUCGUUUCAAAUGGUUUGAUAACUGUCUACUUGCGCUCCGGUGAUAUCUCAUCUGCACGGAAGCUUUUUGAUAAAAUGCCUGAGAGGGAUGUAGUAUCCUGGAAUUCGAUUAUUUGCGGAUAUGCUCAGGAAGGACACUACGCUGCUUGCAUUGAACUCUAUCAGGAUAUGAAAAUGGGAGUAGAUCGAGUGAUGCCAAAUGGAGUAACAGUUGCUAGUGUGCUACUCGCUUGCUCUCAGCUCAAAAAUCUUUUAUUUGGAAUGGAAGUCCACAGGUUUGCCUUGGAGAGUGGGAUGGGAAUGGAUUUCGUGGUCUGCAACUCCAUCAUUGGGCUAUAUGCAAGGUGUGGGAGCUUAGACUAUGCUCGUAGUUUGUUUAAUUGCAUGGUUGAAAAAGAUGAAGUUACUUACAACACCAUGAUUUCUGGUUAUAUGUCUUAUGGGUUUGUUGAUCAGGCAAUGAAACUCUUCCAUCUGAUGCCCGCUCCAGUUCUCAGUACCUGGAAUGCAGUAAUUGGUGGUUUGGUUCAAAAUAAUUGUUUCUCACACAUUCUCGACUUGUUUCAAGCCAUGCAAACUGCUGGUUUUAGGCCUAAUUCUGUAACAAUUGCAAGUGUUCUUCCUGCCGUUUCCUGCCACUCGAACCUAUUGAGAGUGAAACAGAUACAUUGCUAUGCCAUUAAGAAUGAUUUUGAUCAAAAUCUUUAUGUUUCAACUUCACUUAUUGACGCAUAUGGCAAAGCUGGAUUUCUCGAAGGUGCAAAUUCGGUUUUUGAGCGAACCGCGUCUAGGAGUGUCAUUGUUUGGACCGCCAUUAUAUCAGCAUGUGCGAUCCGAGGCGAUGCUGAUGCCGCACUUGCCUUUUUUGGUAGGAUGCUUCAGGUAAGGAUGCAGCCAGAUUCUGUAACUUUCACUGCAGUUUUGUCUGCUUGUGCUCAUGGUGGGGAAGUUAAGGAAGCUCACAGUAUUUUACAUGUUUUGAUGCCUGAAUGUGGGAUUUCUCCAGCAGUAGAGCAUUAUGCUUGCAUGGUUGGUGCACUCAGCCGCAAAGGGAUGCUUACAGAAGCUGUUGAGCUCAUUGAUAGGAUGCCAGUAAAGCCAAAUGGUAAGGUGUGGGGAGCUUUGUUAAAUGGAGCCUCAGUUUAUCGUGAUGUGGAGCUAGGAGAAUAUGCUUUUGGACGGUUGUUUGAGAUUGAACCUGGUAACACAGGGAACUUUAUUUUAAUGGCUAAUUUAUAUUCGCAAGCUGGGAAAUGGAAGGAAGCGGAGAAGGUGAGGGAGAGGAUGAAGGGAGUGGGAUUGGCUAAGAUUCCUGGUUGUAGCUGGAUAGAAGGAAGCGGCGGAAUGCAGGUGUUCAUCACUCGUGAUGUAAAUAAUGAGCAUUCUGAAGAAAUAUUUUUUCUUCUUGACGCUUUAGUUGGAAUGAUGAGAGAAGAAGGUUAUCUUACCAAGGAGGAACUGGAUGAAGAGAGCUGCUGCCAAUAAAUUCUUCAGGGAACUGUAAGCAAACGAAAGAAGGCUUGAAAUUUACCAUAAAAUUAGAGGAAAUCAUGAAAUGAACGAAGAUCUCCAGCUCGAUCAUGUAAGUAAAUUUUUUAUAUUUUUUCUUUCUUCAUGCUUGCCACUUUCUAUGCAUAUGGCUGAUGCAUUUACCGUUAUU
Phalaenopsis equestris is the source of this 2185-nucleotide messenger RNA. RefSeq names its product pentatricopeptide repeat-containing protein At2g37310. NCBI's taxonomy places the organism in Eukaryota, Viridiplantae, Streptophyta, Magnoliopsida, Asparagales, Orchidaceae. Gene Ontology annotation, molecular function: RNA binding; protein binding. The transcript is spliced from 2 exons. The record is from RefSeq and is a predicted model, not a curated record. The coding region runs from base 1 to 2010 and encodes 669 amino acids. Gene Ontology annotation, biological process: RNA modification.